AUGUCCGCGUCCGGCCCCGCCACUCCCCGCACAAACGUCCGGGUCGCAGCCGUCCAAGCCGCUCCUGUAGCCUAUGAUCUGUUCAAGUCCUUGCACAAGCUCCGCUCGCUCGUAUUUGCCGCUCGUGAGAAUGGCGCCGAGAUUGUCGUUUUGCCAGAAGCCUUUCUGAGCGCGUACCCGCGUCACCUCGAUUUCCGGAUCGGCAGCAGGACGCAGGAGAGCAGGGAGUGGUACGGGCGGUACGUCAAGUCCUCUGUCAAAGUCCCACACGGAGCCGAAGGCCGCGACUGGCUCUCAACAUCCACUGAGCAGCGCCCAGACCAAGACUACUGGGCGUUCCAGCAGUUGGCCCAGAUUGCACGCAAGUACACCCUCUAUCUAUCUGUCGGUGUCGUAGAGGCCGCCAACGUCGGCUCGACUUUGUGGUGCACCAACCUUCUGUUCGGCCCCACGGGCAUGUUGCUCUCGAAACACCGCAAGAUUCAGCCUACUGCCGCCGAGAGGAUUGUGUGGAACCAAGGCGAGAGGACCAACCCGACUGGAUUGAAGCGCGAGAGAACAGAGGACGGGGGUAUGAAGCCCAAGAGCGAGGGCACAGACAACUUGCCAGUGGUUUCUACUCCUGUCGGCAAGAUUGGCGGGCUGAUAUGCUGGGAGAACUUUAUGCCCCUCGCCCGCUACUUGCUGUACAAGAAGGGUGUCGAGAUUUACCUCGCCCCCACAGCCGACGGGCGCCAGACGUGGUUGCCGUCCAUGCAACAUAUAGCACAGGAAGGCCGGUGCUUUGUGGUAACUGCCAACCAAUACCACGCCGCCACCGACUUCCCAGCCGACUAUCCACCAUCCGCAGAACAGCCCCACCCAGAACACAAGGCCCAUCUGGGAUGCGCAGACAAGAUCCCCGAAGUGUGGUCCCGCGGCGGGAGCGCCAUUAUCGGUCCUCUGGGCGACGUGCUGGCCGGGCCGUUAUGGGACAAGGAAGGAAUCAUUUACGCGGAUCUCGACUUGAGUCUCAUUGAUGGGGCCAAGCUCGACUUUGACCCCGUGGGGCACUACAGCCGUGAGGAGAUGCUCAUGGAUCUCCUCAACGCCACGGUGUGA
This is a messenger RNA of Apiotrichum porosum, 1101 nucleotides long. RefSeq lists its product as uncharacterized. Gene Ontology annotation, molecular function: catalytic activity. Bases 1 to 1101 code for a protein of 366 amino acids. The transcript is spliced from 6 exons. NCBI's taxonomy places the organism in Eukaryota, Fungi, Basidiomycota, Tremellomycetes, Trichosporonales, Trichosporonaceae. The record is from RefSeq and is a predicted model, not a curated record.